AUGAGUCCCGAAACGUCGAAGCGUGAGCUGCGAAAGGGGGUGAAUUCAGACGCUGAUAUGGUGCGCUUGAUGCUAGACGGGGAAAGGGCAGCUAAGAAGAAGGUCAGCUGAGCGGGAGCGGACUCGUCCAUACACUUGUUCCCCUAUUAUGAUAGGCGGAUCGGUCACCUCCAACGGGCGCCGACAGGGUGAUUGUGCCUCUGUCCGAAAUAAACCUCGCCGACGUCGAAGGUAUGCAGCCUGUACUGUCUUUCACAUUCCUUUACCAAUCCGUGUAUGCUCUUAUUCACGUGUCAGGCAAGGUACUCAGUGAGAGAGGUGGAGGUGGAAGUGGAGGCACUAAGCAGAUGAUGUCGAGCGAGGACGGCUCCCCGCACAGUCCAGGCUCUCGGCAAGGCGCCAGCGAGAAGGUUCAAAGGUUUCUCCAGCAGCUCCGCCACUCCGGCUCAAUGGAGGACGGCCAGGGGAACAUGAUGGUGCCCCGCGGGACGGCCACGCGGAAGAAGUUGAGCGACCUGGCUGCCAGGGAAUUCGACGCGGCCACCGGUAAGGCGACAGGAGGUGAGAGCCUGGUGGACGAUUUGGACGACGACAUCCAAAGCAGAAGUGCGGCGCGGGCGGGCAUGGGUUCGGAGACACAUUCUCCCAACGUGUCUCUGCCCCUGGUGCCCCCGUUCAUACCAGUACAUGAGCCAGUGACAGCAAGGACUGAUUACACUGCGGUGAGCUGGCUGGUCAGACGCUCAGAACAGACAGGUACUCUGACUGGUGCUCCUUCUUGUUGAUGCAGGACGUGUCUGAAAGCCCUCCGCCCAUCAAUAAUACCAGUAUGGUGCGCACGCCCUACCAGGACGGAUCGAGGGAUCGGCUUGCGCGUGGAUCCGGUCAAGUCACGAUCAGAGUCAACCCACCCGAUGCCGCGGACCACGGCAAAGAGCCCGAGUAAGCAUUUGUUGCACAUGUGUUUUUGCAGUGCGAUAAAUCUACACACGGGGAUGUUGUUGAUGUUGGUUGUCUCCUUGCAGUCUUUCGGCUACGCAGCAGCACAACGGGGAUGAGACAAACCAGACCAAGCUUCCCGAAAUGUUUCUUGACAUCUUCAACAAUGACUCUUCCCCCAGCAAGCCAGGGAAUGCCCAUGAGCAGCGGGGCUCUGCUCCCAAUGGCACAAUGGAGCCGCGAAAGCCAAAAAGGGGAGAUUCACAAGCAAAGGGCGAGGGGGUAGAAUCAACGUAAGCAACCCCACGCACGAUCCUGCUGCACACGGAAGACCACACUUUCACCAUCUCCUUUCCGUCUCCGUGUGUGUGUCUGUGUAUGUGUGUGCAGUUCGGCAAGAAAAGGGAGGCGCGGCUCCUCGUCGAGCGAUUUGUCCCCCAUGAGCACCGGUGGGAAGAAAGCCAAGGGCAGCGGCAACCUCACGCUCCAUCAGAGGUGGCUGCGGUGCAAGCGAAAGUACAAGUGCCUCCAGGAGCCUCCAAACAUUUGCAAGUGGGUCACGACGACCCUUUUCGGACGCCUGUCGAAACUGAUGCUCAUCUUCUGGGGAGCCAUCCUCGCAUACUCCAUCUUCACAUACACCUUCAUGGUAAUGUCAGCAAUUGGCUGCACGUGUACGUACAGGUGUUUCAGGCAGCCUGCAGGUGCUAUGCUGUGUGUCGCUGGUCGUCCUUUAGGCUUACAUGAUGGAAAGGGUGGACAACUUGACCGAUGAGGUGGUGCAGGCGGCCGUCGGGGAGUAUCGCUUCCGACAUGGGCAAAUCGCCACCAUACACCUGGUCGAACCUACCCUGUAAGCCCAACACAACCCUCUGCGUGUGAAAACACUUUGCCUGAUUCUGUUGACAGCUGGCCCUGGCGAGAGACGCUAUCGGAUGCAUCCCCUACCUUCCCUGAAUACUUCGGGGUGGGUGAGACAACGCCCUUGCAGUCACUGCCUUCCUCACCUCCACCUUUCCUCCCCUCUACGUGUGUGUCUGGUUGAUGGAUGUCUGCAUCAAUGCAGAGGCAGCUGGGGCUGGGCGCCGAAGAGUUGAUGAACCUUUUGUAUCAGAAGAGCAGCGCCAACGCCAAGCCUGUUGACCGCAGAUUUGAGGACCGAAAAAAGUGUGAAUGUACACACACAUAUAUACCUUCACAGCCUUUAUGACUGUUUGGUUGGCUGCUGCGUGCAGGCUGCUCUACUACCCCGGCUGUCUCCUUCGUCCACCUGUCAGUGCUGCCUCGCACUUGCCAGGCUGAUGUGACUGUUCUGUCCUUUCCAUUUGUUGUUGUCCCUGUGUGGGUGCAGGAGGGCACCUGCGAGAACAAAACAAACCCUUAUCCCUUCUCCGAAAAGAUGUUGAAUGGGUUCUAUCCGUCGCUCGUUGCCUGGUAUUACACCCACGGCAUGGCGGUUGUCGAUGCACGCUGCCGCCUGCCAUGACAUGACGAAUGCGCAUUUUGUCAGGUUCGAGGAGGCCGAGCGCUUCUUCACGAACUGGGUGGGCACACUUUGGCCGGAGAGCGCCUUCAAUGUGUUUUGGCCUAUGUGGUUGUAUUGUUGAAGGUGUUUGGUAUCGGCACCCCGCCAGCCUACUAUAUGGUCCCCUUCUACAAUGACGUCAGCCCAUACUGGAGACGCCAACUCUCAGAUGACCCCGGCGACGUCCCGGCUACGGCGACAGAUGCGCACAAACGCAUGGAGGCCGCCCUGAAGCGGAUGAAUCGUCUCAUGGACGAGCUACGCUCCAGCAGGAAUCGCAGCAGCACCGAGGGCAGUUCCCCAGACGAGGAUGAGCCGUUCGGGCGUGAGCUGCAGGCAAACGGGACGAAUGGAACAACCCCUGCGCCCCCCCCUCCGCCGCCGGUGGGGCCGGAGAGGCUAGUCAGGCCCUGGCUCCCACCUGACUACUGGUACGCGUAGACACAGACAGGAAGGAAGCAAGGCAGGAGGGCGGAAUCCCUUACUGACGUCCGAUCGCUUGAUGUGCUGAGCAGGUGGCUGUAUAACGCAUUGCGCUAUGACCUGGGCAAUGCCUGUGAGCUCCUCGCAUGCCCAUCCUCUGAUUGACAGACAGACAGACAGACAGUACCCUCACUCACGGCGUUCUCUCUUGCCUUCUCCUUUCUGUGUCUUGCAGUCGAGACGAUGGAAGAGCUAUUCAUUGAGGUAAAAGUGGAGAGCGCUGUUCAUGUCACGUCUGUGCUUGGCUGAUGGUCGGGCUUGAAUGCAGGAGGCCGACAGCGACCUGAAGGAUCACGAGACGAAGCUGUGGAUUCUAGGAGCAGUGGACUGGGCUGUUCUCAUUUUGGCCGUCAUGUUUCUGCACUACCUGCUGUUCGAGUGGUUUAAAAAGGACGUUGUCGACACGGUACCCACGAAGAGACACAAGCAUCAAGGGAGGGAGGGAGGAAGGAAGGAUGGCUUGCCUUGUCGUGUGGGGCAGGUGGCCAUCCUACGAGUAUUGCCAGAAGAUGACAUACAGGUGAGCGCCGAUGGAUGUUUGGUGUAAUGGCGUGUGAACUAUGUGUGUCGAUCCCUCCUUUGUCGCAGCAACAAAAACUCUUUGAGCUCUUCAACAUCGAUCUGGAGGUGAAGAACGAUGAGGAAAGAGAGAGGACACUGCACGCUUCUGCCCCUGUCUGUGUGUGUGUCUUGCUUGGCGCAGAAUGAGGAAGGUAGCAAAACCAGCGAUGCUACAGUCUGA
Molecule: messenger RNA, 3689 nt
Organism: Vitrella brassicaformis
Lineage: Eukaryota; Vitrellaceae
Source: the annotation of a GenBank genome assembly